This is a messenger RNA of Neltuma alba, 3326 nucleotides long. Its product is annotated as leucine-rich repeat receptor-like serine/threonine-protein kinase At1g17230. The transcript has 2 exons. The record is from RefSeq and is a predicted model, not a curated record. Gene Ontology annotation, molecular function: protein kinase activity; ATP binding; protein binding. Gene Ontology annotation, biological process: protein phosphorylation. NCBI's taxonomy places the organism in Eukaryota, Viridiplantae, Streptophyta, Magnoliopsida, Fabales, Fabaceae. The coding region runs from base 1 to 3318 and encodes 1105 amino acids.
AUGGGUUUAGAGAGGAACUUCGUCAUCCAAAAGGGGUUUUACUUGAUGAUGGUGAUUUGUGUUGGUGUUGUCCAAGUAAGUUCGAUUAAUGAGGAAGGUUCGAUUCUUUUGGAGUUUAAAAAAUUUCUUUCUGACCCACAAAACAGUCUUCACGAUUGGAAUUCUUCUGAUUUGACUCCUUGCAAUUGGACUGGUGUGCAUUGCGAUGAUUCAAUGGUAACUUCCAUAAAUCUUCAUCAACUUAAUCUAUCUGGCUCUUUAUCUCCAAUCAUCUGCAACCUUCCUCAUCUGGUUGAGUUGAAUUUGUCAAAGAAUUUCAUUUCUGGCCCUAUUCCUGUUGAUUUUGUUGAUUGUAGUAGUCUAGAAAUAUUAGACCUUUGUACAAACAAAUUUCAUGGUGAACUUCAGAACCCUUUGUCCCAGAUUACCUCACUAAGAAAGCUUUAUCUUUGUGAGACUUCUAUGUACGGUGAAGUGCCAGAAGAGAUUGGGAAUUUGAAUUCCCUUGAAGAGCUAGUCAUUUAUAGCAAUAAUUUAACUGGAAGAAUUCCCAAGUCAAUAAGUCGAUUGAAGCAACUAAAAAUUAUCAAGGCAGGCUUCAAUAGUCUCUCUGGUCCAAUACCUGUAGAAGUUAGUGAGUGUGAGAGCUUGGAGUUGUUAGGAUUGGCACAGAAUCAGCUAGAAGGUUCAAUCCCAAGGGAGCUUCAGAGGCUUCAGAAUCUGACUGCUAUACUUUUGUACCAAAACCAUUUAUCUGGGGAGAUCCCCCCAGAAAUUGGAAAUAUCAGUAGGUUGGAAUUACUUGCUUUGCAUCAAAAUUUGUUCAGUGGAGCUAUUCCAAAAGAGCUGGGGAAGCUAUCUCAGUUACAAUUGUUGUAUCUAUACACCAACCACCUGAAUGGGACGAUUCCUCCGGAGCUAGGGAACCUUACAAGUGCUAUGGAGAUAGAUCUUUCUGAGAACCUGUUGAGUGGUAUUAUUCCUAGAGAGUUGGGGCAGAUCUCUAAUCUUGGACUACUUCAUCUAUUUGAAAACCUUCUGGAGGGAGAAAUCCCCAGGGAACUCGGGCAGUUAUGGCAACUCAAAACUCUAGAUUUGUCGAUAAAUAACUUAACAGGUACAAUUCCAUUAGUGUUCCAGAAUCUUACAUACAUGGAGGAUUUGCAGCUCUUUGACAAUAAACUUGAGGGUAAGAUUCCUCCUGAACUUGGAGCUAGAAGCAACCUCAGUGUUCUUGAUUUAUCUGCUAACAAUCUUGUCCGUAUGAUACCUGCCCAUCUUUGCAAAUAUCAAAAACUGAAAUUUCUAAGCCUUGGGUCAAAUAGGUUGUCUGGAAAUAUUCCAUAUGAUCUGAAAACUUGCAAGUCACUUGUGCAGCUUAUGCUGGGGAGCAACCGACUAACAGGAUGCCUCCCUGUUGAAUUAAAUGAACUUCAUAAUCUUUCUGCACUUGAACUUCAUCAGAAUCGGUUCUCUGGGCUAAUAAACCCAGGGAUAGGUCAGCUCCAGAGUUUGAUAAGGCUUCUCCUGUCAGAUAAUCAUUUUUUUGGGCAUCUACCUCCCGAGAUUGGAAAAUUAGCACAACUUGUCUCAUUCAAUGUUUCCUCUAAUCUUCUAAGUGGAAGUAUCCCUAAUGAGCUGGGAAACUGUGUAAAACUACAGAGGCUUGAUCUUAGCAGGAAUCAGUUAACUGGAGCCCUUCCAGAUGAAAUUGGCAAGCUGGUGAAUUUGGAAUUGUUGAAACUUUCUGAUAAUAAAUUUUCAGGUGCAAUACCCAGCACUUUAGGGGAUCUUACUCGUCUCACGGAGCUGGAGCUUGGUGGCAACUUGUUUUCAGGUAGCAUUCCUUUACAUCUGGGAGGACUUACUGCUCUUCAGAUUGCCCUUAAUAUGAGCCAUAAUAAACUAUCUGGUGUAAUUCCUAACAGCUUGGGGAACUUACAGAUGUUGGAAUUCCUUUAUUUAAAUGACAAUGAGCUUGUUGGUGAAAUUCCCACCUCAAUAGGUGACUUGCCCAGUCUUUUGGUUUGCAAUGUUUCUAACAAUAACUUGACUGGAACUAUUCCAAACACUCCUGCAUUUCAAAGGAUGGAUUUCACAAAUUUUGCUGGAAACAACGGAUUGUGCCUAGUAGGUUCCUAUUAUUGUCAUUCAUCCGAAUCUCCACCUGCUACUCCAAAACAAAGUUGGACUAGAGAUGGUUCUUCCAGGGAGAAGAUAGUGAGUAUAGUUUCAAGUGUAGUUGGAUUGGUUUCUCUUACAUUCAUAGUCUGUAUGUGUUGGGCUAUGAAGCGCAAUAGCCCUACUUUUGUCUCCUCAGAAAGGCAAAGAAUGCCUCAUAUCCUAAAUAACUAUUAUUUUCCGAAAGAAGGUUUCACAUACCAGGAUCUCUUGGAAGCCACUAAUAAUUUUUCUGAAGCUGCAAUUAUAGGAAAUGGAGCAUGCGGCACUGUGUACAAGGCUAUGAUGGCCGAUGGUGAAGCGAUUGCUGUCAAAAAGCUGAAUUCUUGUGGAGAAAGAGCUAAUGUUGACAAAAGCUUUCUUGCGGAGAUUUCAACCCUUGGAAAGAUCAGGCACCGGAAUAUUGUGAAGUUAUAUGGAUUUUGUUAUCACGGGGAUUCUAAGAUUCUCUUAUAUGAGUACAUGGAAAAUGGCAGCCUCGGAGAACAACUCCAUGCAAGCCCAGAAUCAUGUCCACUGGAUUGGAAUUGUCGAUAUAAGAUUGCCCUUGGGGCUGCAGAAGGCUUGUGCUAUCUUCAUUGUGACUGCAAACCUCAAAUCAUCCACCGUGAUAUAAAGUCAAACAACAUACUACUUGAUGAAAAUUUUCAGGCACGCGUUGGAGACUUUGGAUUGGCAAAGUUGAUUGACUUUUCGUUUUCAAAAUCCAUGUCUGCUGUAGCAGGUUCAUAUGGCUACAUUGCUCCUGAAUAUGCUUACACUAUGAAGGUGACUGAGAAAUGUGACGUCUAUAGCCUUGGGGUAGUUUUGUUGGAACUAGUCACCGGCCGUUCACCAGUUCAACCGCUGGAACAGGGUGGUGAUUUGGUGACUUGGGUGAGAAGAGCAAUUCAAGCAGCAGUACCGACAUUGGAACUAUUUGACAAGCGACUGGAUCUGAGUGAACAGAGAACAAAUGAAGAGAUGUCUCUUAUUCUCAAAAUUGCAAUGUUCUGCACCAGUGUGUCUCCUCUUAAUAGGCCAACAAUGAAAGAGGUCAUUGCAAUGUUGAUCGAUGCUAGAGAGUGUGUCAGCAAUUCUCCUUCUAUUCCUACAUCUGAACACCCACAUGAUGAUGAAUCAUCUUUCAAAGGUUAAAAAACUCA